This is a messenger RNA of Trypanosoma rangeli, 2586 nucleotides long. RefSeq lists its product as uncharacterized. The coding region runs from base 1 to 2586 and encodes 861 amino acids. The record is from RefSeq and is a predicted model, not a curated record. Lineage: Eukaryota; Euglenozoa; Kinetoplastea; Trypanosomatida; Trypanosomatidae. The transcript has a single exon.
AUGUUUCCAGCCGCCACCCGUGAAGAGGUGGUGCGGUGGGGCACGCUGCUACACGACGCGUUGCACACCGUCGGGCUCGCCCCAACCCCUGCUGUGGUGGCGGCGCUUAACACCCUCACGUCGUACGCGGAGUCCCCGCUCACGCGCUACAGCGAUCCGGAGAGGGGGGCACGCACCGCCAAGGCGCACGGCGCUCUUCUUCUUGCGCUGCACACGGCGACGUCGCCGUGGCCAGCCGUGCUGCUGCGCAGACUCGCGCUGCCGCCUGUGCGCAUCGCCGACCGCGACAUUUCUGUGAGCGGCCCGGCGAUGGAGGUGUUUGUUGUGUUGUACAACGCUGCCAUCAGUAACUGCAAUGCAGGCAUUGCGGCGAUGGAGCGUGUGCAGGUGAAUUACACCCGCGGGGCGACACGCAACUCGCGUGCGAGCGCGUCCCUCAGCGGGGACACGAAGGCCGCGUUCAACAGUUUUCAUGUGGGGGCCGAACUCGCAGCGUACGGAGAACAGGCGUUGUUAACGGAAGAAUCGGAAAAUCUGCUGACGCCCGCGGACUGUGACCUCAUCCAGCAGAACUUUAAUUUUCGCACCCUCCGCGAGACGGCGGAUUUCUGCAAGGCGGUCGCGAAGUACGCGCACGCCACCACCUCCCACGCCACAUCGAAGCAACACAAUGCCCUUGCGAAACUCGCCCACAGUGCGUACACCGUGGGGCUUUCCGCGGCACACGUCUUGGAGUCGCUUCGUUUCCUGCCGCAGCUGCUGCUUGCCGCGUACCACCGCCAUCGGGCGGAACACUACAAUAGCGCAGCGGAGGUUCUUGACAUGUCGCUUGCGCUUGGACACAUUGCGUACGCCUGGCGACUAGUGAAGGAACUGGAGGAGGAGGAGCUUGCUAGCAGCAUGGCUGCCUCCGCGGCGUUCAAGGAAAAGAUGAGGCAGAGCGGCGGUUGGAAGCUGCUUGGGCGAUUGAGUGCCACGCUCGUAGGCUCCCAGACGGCUAAAGCCGGUGGCACCGCUGAUGGCGACUUGCCGGCGCAGCCCUUUAGAAAACUUGAGGAACUGCUGGAGGAGUCGGACCUCGUGCGGGUGUUUCCUCUUGCCCAUAUACUCCUCCAUGACAUCGCCACGCUUCAUGACAAGUACCAACACGAGAACUCUGUUGUGUACUACGAAAGGCCGGCACGGGAAGAAGUCGUGAUCGCUGAUGCACCUGCGGUCGAGACACUCAACUGCUUCAGCACUCCCUCUGAGUACGUGCCUCUGGCCAUCAAGCUUUCAGCAGACAUGACCAAGUUUGGCGAAAUGCCGUCUGGAGAAAGGUUGGAGGAACUGCUGCAGCAACAGGAGGCGACCCGCGGAAUGCAGGAUAGUGUGCGGAAGCAGCUGGAGGACGUGCAGGGGCUAGUCCAUGAAAUGGAGUUGGCGUUGCUUUUGCCGUCAAGUGUGGAGUCGGAAUUGUCCGCUCUCGAGGCGCUGCUGCACCGAGACAGGGGCGUCGUGGUGACGCUUGACGAACGCUUCGAGGAGGCGUACGAGUCCGUCGCGCAGGCCCUGCAGCGGUGCGAGAAGGUCAACGGGGAGUUGUGCCGUGUCAAGAAGGGGUACCGCGGUAAAAACGUUGCCGUUGCGGUGGGGGCAACCGCGCUGAGGCAGCGUGAGCGAGCGUGGCACAAGAGGGCAGAUGCUGUACGCGCUGCUCUUGCGAAGGAGCUGCCGCAUUGCGGCGAGGCGGCGUUGCGUGAGGCACUUCUGCUCCCUGCCGGGGCGGCGUUGCGCCUGUGCAUAACACAAGCCAAAGUCGCGAUGUCGAGGGCGAAGGAAACGAUUGCGCGGCACGCCCCCCACACGGAUGCCUGUGCCGUGCACUUGGCAGAGCUGAGAAGCAUAAGGAAGGAAUCUGUCGCGGCGCUCGAGCAGAUGGCUUCGCUCCGCACACCGAAUCGCUGGGGGCGUGUGGCAUGCGCGCUAUCCGAUGCGGCGGAGGUCAUCAUCACGGCGGAGAAAUUUGUGGAGGCGGUGGAGGCGGAGCUGCAGCUGACGGAAACACUGAAAGACCACAUUGUCCCCACAACGCGGCACCCCGCGCCAGAUGGGCCCGUACUUUGUUCCGAGUCGCGAAAGCCGCGGCAGACGCCAAACACCCUCCUCUCAAAGGCGGUGGAAAGACGCCCCAAGCGUGCUCGCUCGUCUGAGACGCAGAGCGACGAGGAAGAGGAGGAAGAUGAGGAAGUGAGCGGGGAAAAAGCAGUUGAGUCGCCGCCAGAACAACAGCGAAAAGGAGUGCCCCGAAAGGCGAUCAAAAGAACGAGGCAGCUGGCGGAGGAGGAGGCGGAGGACCGCUCGCCUCCCGCGCUGGCAAAGAUGGCCAAGGCAGCAGCACAUAGUGCGAAUACAGCUGAGAUGGCACACAGCAGUGAGACGGUGAGAAUCCCCGAGGCCAUCGUCUCUGCAUCGCUGCUGGAGCGCCUUCGGCGUCGGCAGCAGGAGUUGGGGGCGGACGGGGAGAAGGCAAAGGAAGCAACAGGGGCCUCAGACAGGGGCGUGGGGAAAAGAGAGCAGGGUGGCAAAAGACAACGGCAGCGGUAG